Zootermopsis nevadensis is the source of this 5035-nucleotide messenger RNA. The record is from RefSeq and is a predicted model, not a curated record. NCBI's taxonomy places the organism in Eukaryota, Metazoa, Arthropoda, Insecta, Blattodea, Termopsidae.
UGAACUCGUACGCAUUUCCUCGAGUUUAACUCGUAAGCGAAGACUUUCCAAAUAUAUUUUGCUGCUGUUCGGAGCGAAGUUCACUAACGAGGGCGUUGUGGUAACAAAUGUGUUAAGCGUUACACCUGCACGUUCGUUCAUCCUCUUGAAAUAUUUGUUGCGUGAAAGUAAAAUAUAAGGACCGUAUAUGAUAACGAUGCACGCGUUCGCAGACAGAGUUCUGAAAACAACUAGACGUCUCGCUAAAAGUAACCAAGUGGCUCUGUUGCGCUCGGAGACCGGUGAUGCCUACUCUCCACGGCAGAUGGCAUCUGUGGUGCAGUCAACACCAUUCUAUGCCGGCAAUGACAUUUUAUUGGAAGAUGACAAGCCAGUGUUGCCUGGACUCCCCAUCAGGGCUGCCACUCUACCUGAACUUACUCGUUUAAUGGUCAAUGUCUUCGACUAUAAUGGAGACCUUUCACCUUCAGUCGCCACCAUACCUAAGGUGGUUUUCCAAAUGCAUCGGUGGUUUACCUCUUCAGCAAAGUUGGUUGAACAGAUGAUGGCGUUGCACAAAAGGGCUGGUGAAAUUUCACCCUGUACAAUUGAAGGAUGUGCACACAGCCAUGCCACAACGUCACCUGAAGUUUGCUUGCUUCUCCAGUACCAAACCAGAAUCUGCCAUGCCAUCAGGUACUGGAUUCUUCAAUUUCCAAUGCACUUUGAUAUCGAGAAUGGUCUAGCAGGGACGCUUGAGACGUUCCAGUCUCUCCUGACUCCUACAUCAGCCGAGCUGGUCGACCUAUCCCAGGUGCCGUCUUAUGACUGGAUGCGACACGCGUCUAUCCGCAACAGCAGUCUCGCAGAGAAACAAGCAUCACUCAAUAAAGAACAUUCUUGCAAAGUUUCUCUUGUUUUUAACCAUCUGGAGCCAAUGCAGUUAGCAGAACACAUCACUUAUUUGGAACACAAAGUCAUUAGGAGGAUAACUUUCCACGAUCUCAAGAAGUACGCAGAUUCUGGCUCUCUGCGUGAUACUCCGAAGCUCGAGAGAUCUGUGAUGAUGUUCAAUGGUCUGACUCAGUGGAUCCAGUGUAUGGUCCUGAGUCGCACCAUGCCCCAGCAGCGAGCUGACGUCAUAACCAAAUUCAUAGAUGUUGCAGUGAAACUCCUGGAGCUACAGAACUUCAACUCAUUGAUGGCAGUGGUAGGAAGUGUAAGUCAUAGUGUUCUGGCUCGACUCUCCAAAACUAUGGCUUGUCUCUCAGCUGAAAGCAAAAAGUUACUAACAGACCUCACUGAAUUACUAUCUUCAGGCAACAACUUCAGCAACUAUCGGCGCAAACUUGCCAAGUGCAAAGGAUUCAAGAUUCCAAUCCUUGGUAUUCACUUGAAGGACUUGAUCUCCUUACAUGUGGCCUUACCUGACACCAUAGAAGGGGAAAUGAUCAAUAUCCGUAAAAUGGCGCAGCUGUCUUUGAUCUUUCAAGAACUGGAGGAACUGCAGAACUCUGUGACACCCAUAAAUGCCAACAUGGAUCUUGUCAACAUGCUCAGGUUAUCACUUGAUCUCUCCUAUACUGAUGAUGAAAUCUAUGAAUUGUCAUUGGCUAGAGAGCCCCGAAACUCAUCGUCUCCACAGGGCUCUCCAACACAAUCUGUACUAUUUGCCGAAUGGGCGUCCAGUCCAUGUCUGCCACCUGACCCACAGACAAUAGAAAAGCAUGUGAAUGCAAUGGUAGAGGCAGUGUUCAAGAAUUAUGACAGUGACAGAGAUGGCUACAUAUCUCAUGACGAAUUUGAAGCUGUUGCAGGGAACUUUCCCUUCAUAGCCUCAUUCUGUGUCUUGGACGCAGAUCAUGAUGGCAUGAUAAGUCAAGAAGAAAUGAAAAAAUAUUUUAUUCAUGCCAAUUGCCAUGCACUAAAAAGUGGUUUCAAACACGAAUUCCAUGAGACUACUUACUUUAAGCCUACUUUCUGUGCACAUUGUGCUGGUCUGUUAUGGGGACUCAUCAGACAAGGGUACAAGUGUCGAGACUGCGGCAUCAAUGCUCACAAACAUUGCAAGGAUUUGGUGGUGAUGGAAUGUCGAAUAAGGAUUAACCCUUCUUCAGGGGAACCUAGUAGUCAUGCGUUAACAUCAAGACGGAAGUUUCGUCGCAAGAAGAAGUCAAGUGCUUCUGAAUCAGAAUCUUCUCCACCCAGUCCAAAAUACUCAACUACCUCUUCUUCAACAGUUGGUGAUUCAGAACCUUGUCAGCAGACAGCGUCUGGGGUUGAAUAUUCUGACAGUGGGGGAGGCUCUUUACCACCGAGUCCAAAGCCUACACUAAUGUGGGCUGGGCCUAGAAGGAAGAUAAGUGACUCCCUUUUGGUACCCUCACGUAGCCGACCAACAUCUCGUCUCAGGACACAGCACAGUUGCCCAGAAAGUACAUGUUCUCAUAACUACAGAGUACAGGAUGGACAGGCACAUAUACAUCCUCCAUUUUUACAUUCCUCCACGGUAUAUUACCCACCGCUGGCCCACCAGUCAUCAGUCACAGCUGCCCCAGCCAUGACUGCACCAGCACCACCUCUAGCAAACCACCUGAGUUGUCACUGCCACAGUGAACAGUUGGAGCUGCUGAAUCAGAAACUUUCAGCAGCAGAGGAGGCAAAGCAGCGUCUCCUGAAAGAAAACGAGUUCCUGUUACGGCAGUUGGAGGAUGCUUACAGAGAACUCCACUCAUUGAGAGACCAUGUGGGAGAAGUGCGUCAACAGACAGUGGCAUUUAUUCUUCGGCAGAUGGAGACACUACACAUCCAGAAGGAUACUCAUGUCUGACACGUGAGCAAAUUACUUUUAUCACCUUGGAGACGUAAGUGUGAAAAGUUCAGUGGUGUUGUAUUCAUACUCAUACAACCUUAAUGGUCACAUCUGGUAUAUAUAUAAUCACACAGUGUAUAUGCCUGGGACAGAUGCUUCUUAAAAUUUAUUCCAAAUGUAGCUUCAAUAGAUGUUUUACAAUUGGUCACUAAGUUAGCUAAAGCUAUAAUUGGGUAAUGUUACAUCUACUGAAGAAAUUCAUUUGAAAAUCCUGUUGUAACUACCAGAGAAAGAUAAUUAUUGAAUAUGGUAUCAGGAUGUCUCUUACUGUUGUAGUUUUUAUCCUGAAGUUGUUCAGUGGGGGCAGACAGGUGUGACCGUCUCACAUUUAUAAACCAGAAGAAGCUGUGUAUUUUAGUUGAACUGAUUCAGAUGUUGGUCAUUGCCAUGCUUUGAAAAAAAUUGCCUUCUAAUAAUAUUGUUAACUGAAAUAAACAUUGCACAUUACAUGGUGGUAGAACCGGUAUCUUUAUUUCCAUUUCAUUGAGAUGCAAAUGUAUUAUGAAGUGUAAUGGUUGUUUAUGUUCUGUGUUAUGAAUAUUUAUAUAGUUCAGUAAUAUCAAUGCCAGUAAUAAUGGUAUAAUUUAUAUUUGUCAGGAUGGUACUGGGGCCUACUACUUAUAUGAAUGUAACAAAUGAGAACUUUGUAUUCAAGACACAGAUAUAUAUUAUUAAGAAAAUUAAAUGCAGUGUGAGUAUAGUGUAACUCCAUAAUUUUCAAUCCAUUUUCAAUUAUAGUUUGAGAUACUGGUGUUCAGAACGUUGUAAGAAUUUGCAAGUUUUGUUAAUUUUGUCUGAUAUACUGUGUGUACAUUUAACAUGUUUUCUAUGCUGACAACAAAAUUAUUUAUGAAUGUAGUGUUAUAAUUUAUACCCCUCCCUCUCCUGUCUAGUCAUAUGAGGAAGAUGCAAGGAUAAUGAUAAUGUGUUUGUGUAUUCAUGUUCAAAUAACUGUGAAUAUAAGAUACAGAUAUAAAGAAAGAGUAGGUUAUUUUUAAUGUAAGGAAAGGAAAAGAAAUUACAAGAUGUGUUGCUGACUUUGGUUCCAUUGCAUUUGAAUAUCUUUUUUAUUUGCCAUUCCUUUUACAGCAAUGAAGAGUAUAGUUAGCUUUCACAGUUUUUAUCUCAGUUACUUUUUAUUUUUUCACAAAUAAUAUUUUUAUAUACAAAAGUAAUGUUCAAGAUUAAUUUUCGUGCUAAUUCCUAAAACCAUUUACAAAACAUUCAUUUCUUUCUUAUAGCAUCACAUUCCUGUUAUUCUUUGAAAUACAGAGAUACAUUCUUUCCAAAAUCAGGAUUUAUAAAUAUGUAAAGAAACUACAUAUAAUCCUGGUUGCUCACUAAAAUAUAAUGCAUUCCAUGUUACCAAACUAUAAAGUAAAAAAUAUUUAUGUUAUUGAUGUCUUUUAAUUUUAUAAUUCUGUUAUUUUAGGUGAUUAGCAAUUGUCUGUGAAUCACGGAUCCAUGUACAGCAGAUGGUUACCGUGUUAAGUUUCAUUUGAACUUUGGAAAGAAUGCUUCAGUUGCUGGUGAUGACAAAUGUUUGGAGUCUAGUGUUGUUUUAAUAUGCUGAACUAUACCACAAAUCCUGCUUUUCCAAACAUCACAGCCAAGUGGUUAGCCUUCCUCCUUCAUUUGAGAGGUCCUUAGUUCAAAUAUCGACCAUAAGAUUGACUGUGCUGACUGAAGUUAUUUUUAUGGUUUCAUUCAUACUAGAAUAGUAUCUAAAAUCAGAUCAUGACCAUUUUCUUCCAUAUCCUUUUAAAUUCAUUAUCAUUAAUCAUCCUAGCAUUAAGCAGUUUAUAAUCAAACCUGUUGACAUUAUUGUUAAAUAAACCACAAAUAAAUAAAUCAUAUACUAUGUAAGAGUUAACUUUUCAUAUAUGAAUGUGUGUAUUUGUAUACAUAUGAAAUGUACAUUAUAUGAUAUAAUACACAAAUUUCACUAUAAUUACGUAGUCUAUGUGGAAAAUAGAAACUACAUUUGUAAUUUCUCUUUCAUUAUUAAUUAAUAAUUUGACAUUACAUAGCCCCAGUGAUCUAUUUAUAUACUACAUUUUAUACAAAGGAUUGUGUGUGUGAUAAAUAUAUACAACCACUGUAAUGAUAAGGGAGUACUUGUCACAACAGUGUUAUAAAAUAUUUUAAUGUUUGGAAAUAAAUAUGUUUGCAUUAACAGGUUAA